This is a messenger RNA of Thlaspi arvense, 1043 nucleotides long. The record is from the annotation of a GenBank genome assembly. NCBI's taxonomy places the organism in Eukaryota, Viridiplantae, Streptophyta, Magnoliopsida, Brassicales, Brassicaceae.
UUUCAGAGAGGAGGCAAGAAUAGAAGCCGGCCGUAAAGAAAAGUUAUAGCCAAAAAUGGAUCCUAAUAUAAAUCCCAAAUUGUUGGUUAUCUUGUCGAUGAUGGCCAUGAUCGGAACAUCAACGGCAGCUUAUGCCGGGACCGCGUGGCGCCAGGCGUCAGCCACCUUCUAUGGUGACGAAACCGCCAGUGCAACAAUGGGUGGGGCUUGUGGUUAUGGAAACCUAUGGGACAGCGGCUACGGCGCGGCCACGGCGGCACUAAGCACGGUGCUGUUCAACGACGGUUACGCGUGUGGUCAGUGUUUCCAAAUAAGGUGUGUGUCGUCGCCUAACUGCUACUACGGUUCACCAGCCACCGUGGUGACUGCGACCAACAUAUGUCCACCGAAUUGGGGCCAAAACUCUAACAACGGUGGGUGGUGUAAUCCGCCACGUGCCCAUUUUGAUUUGGCUAAACCGGCUUUCAUGAAAAUCGCUCAGUGGAAGGCCGGUAUCGUUCCCGUCUCAUACCGCAGAGUGGCAUGUAGAAGGAAUGGAGGAAUAAGGUUCAAAUUUGAAGGAAAUGGAUAUUGGCUACUUGUGUACGUGAUGAACGUAGGUGGCGCUGGUGACAUCAAGUCCAUGGCCGUUAAAGGUAGCCGCACGAACUGGAUCGACAUGAGCCAUAACUGGGGAGCUUCGUACCAAGCUUUCUCUUCUCUCUACGGCCAAUCUCUCUCGUUCCGAGUCACCUCUUUCACCACUCGUCAGACCAUCUACGUUUGGAAUGCUGUUCCGGCUAACUGGAGCGCAGGCAAGACCUACAAGACCAAUGCUAACUUCAGCUGAUCCUACUGAAAACCGUUAUGUGAGAUUACGGUUUUGUCUUUUGUUCUUGAGGCAAAACAACCGAGAGACAAAUUUUUUUUUUUUUAAUAACUCGGUUUGAUUAUAAAUUAGUCAUUAAUUCUUGUGUAUCUUAUAUUUUGUCCAUCAUCAUUGGUUGAGAAAGGACAUCAUCCUCCUUAAUUGGCUUCAACGAAGACAAAUUGUUGAUUUUUUU